UUUCAGAUAGACUUUAUCACAUGUUAAGCUAAUCAGAAAGAUAUCAGGAUGUUUUCAGCAUUAAAGAAGCUGGUUACCAACGAGCAGGGCGAAACAAGACCCAGUAUCCCCUCUGGAAUGCAAGCCAUGGGCGUGAGUCUACAGCGAAAGUUUGCCCGAGGAGUACAAUAUAAUAUGAGGGUCAUAAUCAAGGGUGACAGAAACACUGGAAAGACAACCUUGUUCCAUCGGCUUCAGGGAGGGAAGUUUAUAGACGUCUACCUUCCAACUUCUGAGAUUCAAGUUGCUAGUAUACAGUGGAACUACAAAGCUACCGAUGAUGUGGUCAAGGUCGAGGUCUGGGACGUGGUGGACAAGGGUAAGCCACGGAAACGAGAGAGAAACACUCUGAAGAUCGAGAACAAGGAAACGGAAGAAGAAGAGCCUGAAGACCCUUGCCUGGAUGCUUCCUUCCUUGAUGUUUACAAAGGAACCAAUGGCGUUGUGAUGAUGCUCGAUAUUUCUAAGAAAUGGACUUGGAAGUACGUCCAGAAAGAGCUUCCCAAGGUUCCAACCCAUAUACCAGUAUUAGUCAUGGCUAGUUUCAAGGACCAGAUUGAAGAGCAGGUAGUAUACAGAGAAGAAAUUGAAUUCUUCAUCAAAGAGCUUGACAGACCCCCAGGCUCGGCUCACAUCAGAGUAGCAGAAUCUUCCAUGAAAAAUGGUUUUGGUCUGAAAUACCUUCAUUCUUUCUUCAACAUCCCGUUCUUACAGCUGCAGAGGGAAACACUUUUACAGCAGCUUCAGAGGAAUCAGCUUGAAACCGAUGCAACGCUAGAAGAACUAGAUGCCAGAAUAGAAUCUGAAGAUCAGGAUUAUGAUAUGUAUUUGUCGAGUCUUUCCCAAAAGCGAUCUGAGAAGUCCAAAGGAUCAUCAUCAUCUCUCAACGUACCCAAUGGACAAACACCCAGAAGAGCAUCAGAUACAAGCAGUAAUCGAAGCUCGUCCGCAUCCGUUACUCCUGCCAAAGUAAGCCCCGCCCACACACCAAGCCAGCUUACCCCAAGCUCAACUCCGCCCACAAUCAGACAUACACAGCAAAUACAGCCAAUCAUACAGCAGCAGCAGCAAGCCCCUCCCCCACGGCCUGCUCCAUCGCCAGCCACCCAGGAGGAUGAUCAGUCGCUAGGCAACAGGUUCAGCAAGUGGUUUGCUCCGAGCGAGUCAAAGGUCAAACAGGGAACCAGAGUUGAGGAUGAGAAAUCAGCAGUCAUCGAAUCACCAGCUGAGAUUCACCACUCACGAAAACAACCCCAAGGAAAAAUCAGCAACGUUGAUGAGUUCAUUCCCGACGAAGGCAUCGACAAGGGAUUCUUUGACGAGACGGACUCCAAACCUGUGGCCGAGCCCCCAAAGAAGACGAGUAUAUUCAGCUUUGGGAGGAAAGCCAAGCCAAAACCCAAACCUGAGCCUCUGGCACCGGAACCGGUUGUAGCUCCACCUCCACCUCCAGACUCUGACAGUGAUGAUGGAGUAAACCCGAUGGUUGCAGGAUUCCAGGAGGAACUGGAUUCUGAGGAUGAGGUGAUAGAAGGGGAGGUCCAGGAUGUGACGCCGGUAUCCCCUGAUACAGAGGGACCUGAUUCCCCGUUUGAUACAUUCUCACGGAUGCCCCCCAGGCUCGCAAGCAAGGACAUGUCCAGUGAAGACGACGAUGGUAGGCCGGUAGUUGCAAUGGACGAUGAUGUUAUUGAUUCGGAUGACGAUGCACCAUCGGCACGGUCAAAGCUAUCCAGUCAGCACAUGGGUUGGAGCUUUGAAAAGAAAUUGCCAUCGGUUCAAGAGUCCAGUAGGACUCCGGCCACCUCCAGCUUGUCUGCCAAACCAAGCACUGAAACAAAAAGACAGUCCAGGGUCUCCACGUCGUCGUCCUCGUCCGCACCAGAGACUCAUGUGACGAUAUCCUCAAGGACACAGGGUGCUUCAGGGUCUCGGGUAACCCCCACUCAGGACAUUGUCUCUUCGGAAGACGAAGGGGCGGAGGUUAAGGUUUUACAGGAUUGUGAGGAUAUAUCAGAGGAUGAUGCGCAGAGACCGACAUCUUUAAGAACUGAUGAUGAACCAAAAACUGAUUCAAGACCGUCCAAGAUUGCCCAAGAGGAUAGUGAUGAGGAAGUAACAGAAGCCUUAGAGGCACCAACUACCCCAAGUCAAGAAGUAUCUUCCCCAGCAUCUCUUGGUCUUACAUUACAAUUAGAAGAUCUCAAUUUCUUAGAGAGCGUAACUUCAAAGCCUGCCAAACCAGUAGUAUCAAGAAACCUAUCACGGGCCAGUGAUGAGUUUGAUGUCCUUGUCUCGGUUGUCCAGGAUGAGGACCUUAGUGAGUGUGAGACAAACACCAGUACUAGUACCAGCAGCUCAGCCAAGAAGAAGAAGAAACACAAGAGCAAAGACAGAGAAGAGGAUGAUGAGGAGAGGACUCACAAGAAACACAAACACAAGAAACAUAAAGACAAGGAUAGGGAGGAAAAACACUCCAGGAGAGACUCCAACCCUGACGGCGAAGACCGCAAGAAGAAGAAGAAGAGCAGCUCCAGUUCCGGGUCCAGUUCCAAGAAGAAAUCCUCGGGAGAGAAGCGAGAGAAGAAACAAGAUGGAGCCUCAGGAGGAGGUGGGGCAGGAUCCACAGGAGCAGGAGGGGCAGGAGAUCCUAUGGAUGAUAACGCAGCGUUGGAGGCAUUCCUCGAAGGAUUUUAAGUGCCCCAGAAUGAGUACAAUAUCUUGCCUUCCAAAACCAAAGGUUAUGUCAUAGGCCUGAAUUCAAUGUGUAGAUUUGUACCAUGGCAUGAUUUAACCGAACAAAGACAUUGUGUGUGCACAUGCAAACUUAAGUUACCUAAGGUAUUACACUCCACUAUGGUUGAAAUAACUUCAUUGAAUUCAGGCCUAUAUUUUUUUUUCAGGGUUUUUGCAGCCAUUACCGGAUUUUUUAUUAACACUUAUAAACCCAUGCAUUCAUCAGCUACUAACAAUAAUCAGCACUACUCUUUUUUUUUAAUGUCCUAUAUUACAUGAGUGCCAUCCCAUCUGAAGAGAAUAAAAGGGUUAAUCAAAAACUUUUAACCUCAAUGAAUGGUUUAUCACUCUAAAUUCAGUUUUGAAAGUAAAAUAUUGGAUGCUUAUAUACCACCUCAUGUGGAUCACCCGUGUUCCAAUAAUGCAAUAAUUAUGUUAAAAUUAUUGAGACGGCUAGAAUAUUUGCAUAGCUCUCGUCUAAAAUCUUCGAAGAAAGCUUGCUACCGCUGUUUCAUUCAUGCUUUGGUAUUUAUUAUUUUCCAUCAAACUAUUGUUAAGAAUAAUUGAGGUAAAUCCACCUUCAAAUGCAAUGAAAAUUAUGAAAAUCAUCUGCACCCAUAAAACUCUUCUCAAAAGUUCAUAUAAUUCAGUAUGGUAAUUGCAGCUUAUUUUCUAUGAAGUUUUUUUUUUUUUUUCAUUUUUGCAGUGCAUAUUGCAUAUGGGAACUAGAAACUGUUGUAUUGACAAUCAUCUAAUAACACUAAAUCAUAAAUUUUGUUCAAAAAUUCAUUUGUACAUUUUCUCAACGUAAGUACUAUUCCCUCUUCUAAAAUACUAACUGAAAAAUGAUUAUCAUUUCAAUCUUCCUAAUACUUGUGAGUCUUUUUACUCUUUUCAGAUCCAUGCACAAUUCAACUAACGGAAAUAAUAUUUAACUACUGUAAUAGUGAUGAAUUGUUACAAUUUUUUUUAUAGCUUUCAUACUGUAUUCCCUCAUCUGCCAUUCUUUCAUCUCCUCUAAUCUCCCUAUGGGGAGCAUUUCAUGAAGAGUUUUGUAAGUGAUGUUCACUGAUUAUAAUAUUCUAUCAGCCAACAAGAUGCAUGGGUUUCCAGUAGCUUAUAAGGUCUAUCAUUGCAAACCGCUGGCAAAUCUCUUCAUGAAAUGCUCCCCAUCUAUUGCAGCAAUGUACCUCGAUAAAAAGAGUCCAUGCCGGGUCUUUUACCAUAGGAGUGUACCACAUAGAGUUAAGUGUGACUUAGCACCAAACUUAAACGUCAUCAUGCACAUGAUUAACGGUUUAAUAGAUUGAUGGAUACGCAUCAGUGCGCAUCCUAUGUGCACGAUCUGACCAAUGCAGUGCCGCGUCAUCUACCGCACGCAACCACAUUUAAGUGCAGCUUUAAAUCUUUGUGAAACACCCCCCAUAACUCAUGCCAUAAAAGCACUAUGUGUUUAUAUGACAUUUCCCAUUGCUUUGUCUAUGAUGAAUAUGAGGAUUAACAAUAAAAAGACGCUUGAUGGAUUCCUGCGUGGACGAGACAGCUCUUGACUUGUUGGUGCCUCAGUAUCUUUUCUUGUCCACCAAUUUCAGCAUAGACAAAACAAAGGGGAAUGCAGGGAAACUACUGCAAAAGAUGCUGAGUGUUAUUCAUGCUUAAAGCUGCAGCAUAGACUUGUAAAUGUGCCUAACUCUGGGGAUGUUUCAUGAAAAUGUUCAUAAUGUCAUAGAAAAUAAUGGGGAAUAGAAUGCAAGAGUAUAAAGUCAUGCAUGAUUUAUGAAAGACUUGAAUAUGAAGUUCCCAAAAGUGACUCAAGUCUGUUGAUGUUCAUCAAUUUAUGUCUGUUUUUAAAGUUAUUUCAAAUACAAGACAUUGUGUGUUAGGGCAAAUAAUAUUGUUCAAUCAAACUAAAAGUAUGCCUCAUCAUGUGGAAAUUCUGUAUUUUUGCAACUUUAGCUAUGAU
Molecule: messenger RNA, 4738 nt
Organism: Lytechinus pictus (painted urchin)
Lineage: Eukaryota; Metazoa; Echinodermata; Echinoidea; Temnopleuroida; Toxopneustidae
Product: rab-like protein 6
Exons: 14
Coding region: 49-2736 (895 amino acids)
Cellular component (GO): cytosol; nucleus
Molecular function (GO): GTP binding
Source: RefSeq, a predicted model, not a curated record